Messenger RNA from Penaeus monodon (black tiger shrimp), 531 nucleotides. RefSeq lists its product as uncharacterized. The record is from RefSeq and is a predicted model, not a curated record. NCBI's taxonomy places the organism in Eukaryota, Metazoa, Arthropoda, Malacostraca, Decapoda, Penaeidae. The coding region runs from base 1 to 531 and encodes 176 amino acids. The transcript is spliced from 2 exons.
AUGGCUAGGGCGUCCCCCGUAGGCGACGCGCGAGGACAUCGCCGUACACUCGUGAGAAAUGGACAGCGGCUACCGUAUCAAGAGCGAAUACGGCUAAAGAAGUUAGCUCAUAGGAGGGGGGAGAGGCAGAAGAAAGAAAAUGAGACGAUAGGUUUGAAGAUUGGAACACUGAAUGUGGGGAGAGACGAUGGAAGAAAGAACGGAGUUGGAAUUGUUUUGGAUGAGGAACUCAAGAAGGGGGUACUAGAAGUGACAAGAUCUUCAGACCGAAUCAUCUGGCUUAAGAUGGAGAUGGGUAAACUGGUGGUGAACAUCAUGAGUGUGUAUGCGGCCCAACAAGGUUGUGCAGACGAAGAGAAGGAGAAGUUUUGGGAGGAGUUGGACAAAGAAGUGAGAAAAAUUCCAGCUGAGGAGAAACUAUGGAUAGGGGGUGAUUUCAAUGGACACUAUGGUGGUGAUAACACAGGCAGAGAAGAGACGAUGGGCAAAUUUGUUAUGGUACUAAGAAUGAUGGUGGGGAAGAACUCGUGA